AUGGAGUCUAUGGCCUUCAAUGACGUGAAACCAGCGUGUAUCGAAUUAUCUAGGUUUGCAUUUCUACCAACAGAAAAUUUCGACCCGAACUCAAAAGACCUUCUUGGUGCAUUAAUUAAACUUGAAGGUCAAUUGUCCAAAUAUCAAGAUGGUUCCUUAUCAACAAGAUUAGCCGAUUAUAUUUUUGUACCCAUAUCAAGUUUAUUGAAGCAAAAAGCAUUAGGUGACCAGCAAACAGAACAAAUUAUUUUAUUACUUUACCAUUUGCUUCGGCUGUGUUGGUCUUCUGAUGGAACAUUCCCGCAGGCUUUGGCAAAGCAAUUAUUCCCUCUCAUUACAUUCUUAAUUAGUCCUGAUAAAGAGAAUAAGAAGCUAAAAAACAGGGCAAGUGAGUUUAAGAAUAUAGCAGUUAAGACAUUAUGCCAAUUCUUCAAAUCAUUAAAAGCACAGCCAUACCAUUAUGUGUUUUUCCUUAACGAAGAGGGUUCUCCAUUAUUUAGUCUCGGUCAUGGGAUUACCAUUUUGCUAGAUAUUAUUCUAGAAAACCCAACAGAGUCUGCAUUGCAAAUUCACGCAAUUCGAGCACUACGAAUUUUAUAUCACGAUAUUAUAAAAGAUGGAGAAAUAUUAUCAUUUGUCCUUCCAGGAAAUGUGUCAACAUUUGCGAAAGUAUUAUGUGCACCUGGUAUAACUGUUCACUCUAAAGUAGUACUCGAGGUACUGUCUCUAUUGGGGUCCCUUUUGCAGGUAGUUUAUGAUGAUAUGAUAUUGGAAGUCAAUCUAGUUGAUAAAAUCACAGAUUUAAAAGACUUGAACAUUGAAGAUAAUAUGGAAGAGGAAGAGUUUGGUAAUCUUGGUACAAAGGUGAUUAUUGAAGAGACCAAAUUUCAAGAUUUGGGUAAAAAUCGUCAUAGAACUACUAGUUGGUUGAGAGGCACAUCUGGACAAGUCAAACUUGCUCUACAAAGUUUUAUACCGAAACUUAUUCAAAGAGAAAAUAAGCAGAUUGAGGUAGCAUUGGCAGAGUUUGUUUCCAAAUUACUAGAGAGGUGUGAAAAGUCUUUGAAUAAUUGCGAAGUAUUAUUUAUAAAAACUUUGCUAGAUUUACGAUUGGAUCCAAACUAUUUGAUAAACAAUCAUAUAAACGUGUUGAAAAAUAUUUUAAUGGAUGAUGUUAACAAAUUAAAUGACUAUGUACAAUUUGAAAAUAUCAGAAAGAUAAAUUCUCUCCGAUUUGCAAUAAACAUUAUCUCAGAAAGAGAAUCAAACCCUGCUUGGCUAUUAGAGAUUACUUCCAAAUUAGUAGCUUGUUUAACAUAUAUUCCUAUGGAGAAACAAUAUUCUUUAAAACUGCGAAAGGAAAAAAAGAUAGCUGAACAAAACAGUAAUAUUAUAGUAAGUGGUAUGAAACCCUUUGAUGAGAUACGAUCUAAUACGCUGGUGAGUAAAGCUGAAUAUUUACCUACUUCUGAAAAGUUAAUACCGCAAGUGUCCAAGGAAAUGGAAGUUAUUAUUCAAAAUAUUAUCAAUACUCUUGGUUCAGUGCUUCGGAAAGAAAAUAAGCUGGAGACUGUUGUUGAUUAUUUAUUGAGUGAACGAGUAGAAAGCCCUGUAACUGAAAAAUCUAUGACAUUGUGGACUUCUACUCAGUUGCUUGUGGAAAACCAUGUGGUAGAUACAAAUAUGGACUCGUUCAUUAAUAUCGAUGGUUUUUCCCCGCUUAUCAAAUAUGAUACUUCAUGCUUUGCAAUUUUAGAGUAUUGUAACGAUUUUUUUCAGGAGAUAACAUUUUCAUUGGAAGGCCAAAUCAUGGAUAAAGAUCGAGAAAAUGCCAUAUGUAUAAUCUUAAAUUCUAUCACUUUGAUAUCUCGAAUAAUGAAAGAUGAUUUCGAAUCCGAACUGAUUGAUUAUUUAUACAUUAUUAUUGAUAAUUUGGCAUCUUCUUCAGCACGAGUGAGAGAAUUUGCCCAAAUUUGUUCCCUUUCCGUUGCGGAUGAACUUUAUGAUGGAUCUGUGGAUAAGUUAAUUUUGAACAAUGUGGAUUAUUUGGUGGAAUCGAUUUCGAUGAGAUUAAAUUCAGGGAUGAUAAACCAUGUUAGUGUUGUCCUGAUGGUAAUUUGCAAGAUUGCUGGGUUUCAAACUAUUCAAAGUUUCAAAGAUGUUAUUGAAACUAUUUUUAAAUUAUUGGAAUCUUACCAUGGAUAUUCUGAAUUAUGUUUAGAAUUUUUCCAAUUAUUUGAAGUUAUCUUGUUAGAAAUGAAGAAAGAAUAUUUGGUGGUUGGUGAUAUGGAUUCCAUAAAGAGAAUAACAAAUGAACGCAUAAUAACCAGUAGUUUUAAACCAUGGGGUCUUGAAAACAUUGAACAGGCUCUAGAAGCUCUUAAGACAUGGGAAACUUCUAAUAUUGAUUCGCAGGUGUCAGAUGACACAUUCGAUGAGAAUGAACCACGAAACUUCCAAGAAUAUUUCGACUCCAGAUUACGAGAAGUAGACAGUGAUGACGAAUCAGAUGUUGAUUCAACAUUUGAUAAGGAUGAGGAUAAAGGCGCUAAUGAUGAAGAGGAAGAGGAAGAGAAACAAGAAGAAAAAUGGGUCUCGCCCAUUCCACAAGAUGCAUACAAAAUCAUGCUCCAAAUUCUUGGAUAUGGUGAUAGAUUACUCACGCAUCCAUCCAAGCCAUUACAAAUACAAAUCUUGAAAGUGAUCAACCUUAUGAUUCCAAUGUUAUCCACGCAACACAACUUAUUAUUGCCACAAACUGCUCAAAUAUGGGAUGGUAUUGUGGACUGCGUGGUAAGGACAGACUAUAGUAUUGUGAAAGCUAGCAGUGAAUGUUUGCAAACGCUGAUACAUUAUUCUGGUGAUUUCAUAUCUAAACGAUUCUGUGAUUUAUGGGAGAAAUUGAACAAAGAAUCCUUUAUCUUGAGAGAUCUCAAAAGAAACAAUUCUAAUGAUAGAGAGGAUCAAUUUCAAGUUGGAUUCCAUGUAAAGUUCCCUCCUGUAACUCGAGAUGCAUUGGUAUCUGUUUCUAAUAUGCUAUUAGAAGGUAUAUCCAUUACUGAAAUGUUAAUAUCGGAGACUGUUAUUACGGAUAUGGUAUAUUGUUGUUUACACGUAUUACCAAGAGAGAAAAUUGCCAGUAAUUCUUUAGUUCUUGCGGAUAUUGUUUGGAGCAUUGUUAAUUAA
Molecule: messenger RNA, 3186 nt
Organism: Naumovozyma castellii
Lineage: Eukaryota; Fungi; Ascomycota; Saccharomycetes; Saccharomycetales; Saccharomycetaceae
Gene: TTI1
Product: Tti1p
Exons: 1
Coding region: 1-3186 (1061 amino acids)
Source: RefSeq, a predicted model, not a curated record